Molecule: messenger RNA, 722 nt
Organism: Triticum aestivum (bread wheat)
Lineage: Eukaryota; Viridiplantae; Streptophyta; Magnoliopsida; Poales; Poaceae
Exons: 4
Coding region: 145-501 (118 amino acids)
Source: RefSeq, a predicted model, not a curated record
GUUCUGGUGGGGCCAUGUGAAUAGUAAUUCCAGGGAAAAAAUCACCCCGCACCUCCGCUCCCCUUCCUCCCCAUUCUUUUCGCAGGCGACGGGAGCGAGGCGGGGCAAUUGCGGCGCUGAUUCAUCGUCAAAGGAAGGCCAAUCAUGGGCGCAGCUCGCCGGCGACCACGGAGGCUGCUCCAUCGACCAGCACUGUCGGAUGUAAGUGUUGUUGAACGGAACGAAACUCGAACCGUGGCACACACGUAUAAGAGCGCACAAAAGAUGAAGUUGAUGAAGUUAAAUAAGGAAGACAAGCAAAAUGGAAUUUUAUGGAAGCUAGAGUGCAGAUGGAGCAAAGGAGUCGAGGUCCCGGUGAGCAGUGGAAGACUCCUUUUUAGCUGGUUAGCAGGUGUCAUAGUUGCCCACAAUCAACUAUACAGUUGUCUAGAACCAUGUAUCCGGCUGUCCAAUCCUCAUGAACAGAAACAUUACCAAGACCAUAAUUUGGCUUAUGUGUAAAGGUUUUAGAUACCUUUUAACUAAGAUUUUGUCAUAGAGAUCCAUCAAGAAUUUCAUCUCCUUGGGGUUGGAUCCCUUGGUAUGAUCAUAAAUACCUAGGCGUUUGAUCAUAGAGGGGGAGCGGUGUGGAGCUGGUCAUGGGGACAUAACUAAAACCACGAAGUGUUUUUAGCGGAUUAAGUUUAUUUGUGACCCCCCCUCCAAAAAUGAACAUGUGUAUG